Molecule: messenger RNA, 2112 nt
Organism: Didymodactylos carnosus
Lineage: Eukaryota; Metazoa; Rotifera; Eurotatoria; Philodinida; Philodinidae
Source: the annotation of a GenBank genome assembly
AUGAACUGGAAAUAGUCUACGUGCAUGAAAUUCAAUAUAGAAAAGAUGAUAUUAUCGUAAUUUCUGAUAAAUUACCAAAAGUGACACCACUUUUUGCACAGAUAAGACUUCUUGUUAUGGACAACGCAGAAAAAAUAUUUUUUUUUGCUGAAGUGUUUAGAACUGUGCGAUUCAGUAAACAGUUACGCUCAUUUUGUGUAGAAAGAACUACCGAUUAUCGGUUAAUAAUACCAGAAACUCUACUAUUUCGACGUGUAUUAAAUUUGUACGCUUUCUUAGGUGAAAUGUAUAUAGCUAUGAAACCAUACGGCUGCUCGUUUUGUUAAUGAUUUCGAUUGAUUUUCUGUUGGUUUUAAUUUUCUCUGUUAACAUCACUGUCCUUCUGUGAAUACUUUACAGUGAGAGAAGUUAAACGAAAAUGAAAAAUAAACCUCUUCUGAACGCGUAUGCAUUUGUUUACCUAUCUCCCCUAUACUAUUUUAUGAGAGUGGGCUGGAACUUAGUGCUCGAAUAUCUUACUUUAAAUAUGUUUUCUUCUUUUAGAGGAAUUAAAAUGGAUAUAUUAGUUAUUAGCGGACCCAGAAAAUGUCCUAUACAAAUUCCAAUUGGUUCUUCAAUCGCAGAAGCUAGAAGUUAUAUUUCGUCGUUAACUGAUUUACAAGUGUCGGAAACAUGUAGAUUGCUUCUAUAUAAAAAAAAAUUUGAAGAAUACGUCGAAGUAGCUGAGACAACGGAAUUGCAUGAUGAGGAUAAGAUUGAAAUUAUUCAACCACAGAUACUACCAAGUAUAUCAUCAUCAAUUAUGUCAGAUACUCAAUCAAACUGUUAUGCCAUCACGGAUAUUAGUAAUCAAUAUCAACAAUAUGGUUCAUGUCAUCCUAAUAGCAACCAAGACGGUCUUAAUCAGUCUGUAUUAGCAUUUCAAUCGCCAGAAGCGCAACAAUAUGAUUUUCAUCAUCUAUACUCGUCAAAUCCAACGGUCAAUUGUUUAGCGUUAUCAAUUCCUCAUAAUGAUUUAACAGGAAAUACAAAAGAGCAAAGAAACUUGGUGGCUAGCGAUGUUUCAAGCGAAAUGUUUGGUGACGAUUAUUCUUCAAAUUACGUCACCGAAAAGAAAGUGCCUCUUUCAGCUCCUCCACCUAGUUUUUCUGAUGGUGUUAUUAAUUAUUUGACAGACAGACAAGCAGUCGAUCCGAAAGAUGCAAUGUUUCGAGCAUUCAUACAUGAAGCUCAUCAGCAUUAUUCAACUUUAUAUAAAGAUAAAGGUUAUCGUAAUCAGAAUAGUUAUAAAAAUAUUGGUAUUACUUUGAUAACAUUAUAUUCAAAACUAGCUACAACGUCAUAUUCCACCCCAUGGAGAUUAGUAACUCAUGCAUUGUCUAUUCGAUGGAGAAACAAAAGUGCAGAUGAAAAACUAGCUUUUAAUGGACAACGACGACAACGAAAUAAACGUAAAAUUAACAAUGACAAAUUGGAGAACGAUGAUCCUGAUGAAUUAUCAGGUCUGAGUGAGAAACCAAUAAAUGAAAUGAUCAGUUUGAUUCCUGAACUGAAAUACGAAUUGACGUUAUUGUAUGAUUUUGGUCAACUGAUCAAAACACGAACAACAGAUCAAAUAACAACUGAUAUACGUGCUUUUCUAAAUAAAGUCAAUACGUAUUUUCAAGUUCCUUUAGGGCGCAAUCAAACAGAGUCAGAUAUGAAUGGUAUUGGCAAAUUAAUACAGAAUCUGAAUGAGAUUGAUUUAUUUAUUGCAGAAACUGCCCCUGAUCCACAACAUUUGACGCCAUAUGCAAAAUUUGUUGGAGAAGAUAUACAUAUUUUAUUUGAGGGGCAUUUGUUAUAUAGAGUAACCAAAUUAUUCGGUUUGCAUUACGUGUUAGUUUUAAUUAUUGCAAUACAUUAUGUGUUUGAUCGUCAAUAUCCUAAGUGUUACUCGAAACUUUUCAGCUUAAUCGAAAAAAUUUGUAUCGAUAAACAAAUAACUUUUUCCACGAGUAUGAACAUGAUCUCGUUAUAUAACUCUUUAAAAUUAUAAACUCGGUGUUCGUCUCCCUCUCCAUAAAAUAUAAGAUUUAGAAGAUAAUGACAAACACACCUUUUUUGCUAUUG